AUGAACCGCAUGAACCAGAGCAUGCCAACGGUGACGUACAACAAAGUGGGCUCCGGUGAUUGGAACAAAGUCGGCCGCAAAGGCGCAGUGAAGGGGGCAGCGGCCGCGGCGGUGGGCAGCUCCUUGGCCAUGAUCGCCACAGCCGCCAUCAACGGCGAUCUGAGCAUGGCAACGGUGGCAAAGGCAGGGAAGGGCCUGGCCAAGGCAGGCUUGGCGAUCGCAGGCACGGUGAUGAUGGGCAUGGGCCCCUUGGGCGUCGCGGGCAUGUUCGCCACUAGCUUCUUGUCGGGGGUCCUCUUCCCGGAGCCAAGCUUGGAUGAGAAAUUGCAGCAGCUGAAGGAGGAGAUCAUGAAGGAGGUGGAGACCAUGAUCGACGGAGCACUGCUGGCACAGUCGCUGGAACGUUUGGAGGUCCAGAUUCGGCACUUCUCGGACCAGCUGAACUGGGCCACCAGGGCCUUCAAUUUCAUGGAGCCGGAGGCCAGGCUAUCUUACGCCCUUGCUCUGGAGAAUGAAGCCGGAAGUCUCAGAGAUCUGCUCUUCCUGGAUUGCUUGAAGUCCUUCGGCAGCCAAAAAUGUGCCGACACGCUGAAUAAUGGGGGCGUCUUCAUGUUGCAGGAGAUCAUGAAUGUCCAUUUCUCACUUAUCUAUGAGAUCCUCAAAGCUUUGGACAGGGAUGCUUCCAGGAAGGGCUACGAGCAGCUCCUCAUGCUGACCUUCAACCACAUCGGGUGUCCAAACCAGGCGCCAAACCUGGACUACUGGAAGACUGUGGACGCGGGCUCGGCCAUUGCGGACAUGAAAUCAUAUUGCACGGCGACUGCUGCGGGCACCGCAAACCAGGGCCAGCUGAACCAGUGCUGCAGCCCUGCGGGCUGUGCGGACACGCCGGUCUGUCGAGAUGUCCCAAUCCUCAUGGACUACGGGAAGGCGUGGGACCGGCUCAUGGUCGACUCCUUCAACCUCAUCGGGUGCCCAAAUGAAUCGCCUGAUUUUUCCUAUUGGAAGAGGCAAAGCAAGCAAACAAUCCUCACGGACAUGUACAACUACUGCACUGCGAACCAGAAUGGAGGGGCCCCCAAUUCUCAACAGACACAGUGUUGUGGUGACGUGCGGCCCUGCGUCACGGACGGUUGCCAGCGGCUGACCGACUACCACGACAGGGCGCGUUUGCUGCGCGAUACCAUCAUUCUUAAGUACGAGCAGAUGCUUGCAGACUACAGGCAGGUGUGGGUCCCUGCCAAGAAGAAGUUCCUGAUGCAGCGCCUGGAGGUAUGA
Effrenium voratum is the source of this 1278-nucleotide messenger RNA. Lineage: Eukaryota; Dinophyceae; Suessiales; Symbiodiniaceae. The record is from the annotation of a GenBank genome assembly.